AUGUACGUGGUGCCUCCGCCGCAGCGCUCCGAUCCGGGGUCAGGAUCCGGUGAUUUGCGGGUAUACCAAGCUUGGAAGGGUAGCAAUAAAUUUUUUCUUCAGGGAAGGUUCAUAUUUGGACCAGAUGUGAGAUCACUGGUGCUGACAAUUUUUCUUAUUGUUGCUCCUGUCGCAGUUUUCUGUGUCUUUGUUGCCAGAAAACUGAUAGAUGAUUUUUCUGACCACUGGGGGAUAUCCAUAAUGGCUGUUGCUGUUGUGUUCACAGUUUAUGUCUUAGUUCUUCUUUUGUUAACAUCUGGCCGAGAUCCAGGCAUAAUUCCACGCAAUGCACAUCCUCCGGAGCCAGAAGGUUUGGACAGUAAUAUGGAUGUUGGUGUUGGUCAGACUCCUCAGUUGCGGUUGCCUCGCUUUAAGGAGGUUGAGGUCAAUGGCAUCCCUAUUAAGGUCAAGUAUUGUGAUACUUGCAUGCUCUACAGGCCUCCUCGAUGCUCACACUGCUCGAUCUGUAAUAACUGUGUGGAACGGUUUGAUCAUCACUGUCCUUGGGUUGGGCAGUGUAUUGGACUGCGCAACUACCGGUUCUUCUUCAUGUUUGUCUUCUCAACUACGCUACUUUGUAUAUAUGUUUUUGCGUUUUGCUGGGUCUAUAUUAGAAGAAUUAUGGAAUCAGAGGAGACAACAAUUUGGAAGGCAAUGAUAAAAACUCCAGCCUCCAUAGUGUUAAUAAUUUACACCUUUAUAUCAAUGUGGUUUGUAGGCGGCCUAACAGCCUUCCAUUUAUAUUUGAUAAGUACCAAUCAGACUACUUAUGAAAACUUCAGAUACCGAUAUGAUAGGCGAGCCAACCCAUAUAAUAAAGGAGUGUUGAAUAAUUUCAGAGAGAUAUUCUGCAUCAGCAUUCCCCCAUCAAAGAACAAUUUCAGGGCAAUGGUGCCAAAAGAACCAGUAUUACCCGCCAGAUCGGUGGGAGGAGGCUUUAUGAACCAAACUAUGGGAAAAGCUGGGGAGGACAUAGAGAUGGGUAGGAAGACAGUGUGGGACAUGGGUGCAGGAAUUGAUGAUUCUGAAGCUCAAUUAAACAAUGAUCGUGUGACUGUAAAGGAUGGUGAGUUGUCUCCUGAAGUUAGGACAACUGUAGACGACACGGACCGUGCCGGAAUACAUCCUAGGCGAUCUAGCUGGGGAAGAAAAAGUGGGAGCUGGGAAAUGUCCCCUGAAGUUCUGGCUUUGGCAGCUAGGGUGGGGGAACCAAACCGCGUCGGUGGAGGUAGCAGUAGUAGUUUGACACAUGAGAACCGUCAUGUGUAGCAGUUAUGCUACAAAUAGCAUUGCCAAAGGAGCUUGGAAGAAUUGAUUUUACGGUUAUGAUACGAAAAUUACAUUGUUCAUGUGGUAACUCUACAGCAAAAUUAUGUGCUAUAUGGGGGAUUGUAGCAUUUGCAAGGUGUUUGUAAGUGUUUUUAAGCCGUUCUGCUUCCAAGAAGAAAUUGUUUGGUGGUCUGAGAGUGAGCUUUGCUUGUAAGUGUUGUAUUAUGCAAUUAAUUAGCCUUUGCACCUGUGGAAGUUGCUACAGCUCUCUCUCUAUGGCUGAAUGCCAGUUGCUGCACCUUGGGGAAAUCAAUGAUGGAUCAAGCGGAAUUUGUUUCACUAACUUACCUUUGCUUGAAUUAAAUGUAGUUCGUGUGUUCGGAUGAGAAACUUAUUGAGACAGAUUUGCCAUGACAUAAAUCUUUACUCUCUUACCACUGUAGUGUUGUGUGCAUUCUACUUUUGAGUAGUAACAUUGUGUACCAUGUAUAAUCAAUCCCAUAAUGUUUGUGUUACAUAUUCAA
Cajanus cajan (pigeon pea) is the source of this 1832-nucleotide messenger RNA. Its product is annotated as putative protein S-acyltransferase 7. Gene Ontology annotation, molecular function: protein-cysteine S-palmitoyltransferase activity. The record is from RefSeq and is a predicted model, not a curated record. Gene Ontology annotation, cellular component: endoplasmic reticulum; Golgi apparatus. Lineage: Eukaryota; Viridiplantae; Streptophyta; Magnoliopsida; Fabales; Fabaceae. Gene Ontology annotation, biological process: protein targeting to membrane; peptidyl-L-cysteine S-palmitoylation.